CACCUGUCGGGGCAGGUAUGUGAGGUGGGACGGGGGUGAGGAGCAGGAGAUUCGAUAUAAACCGUCUCCCUGAAGCCUUGUGAAUUAUUUCCAGGGUUCAGCAUGAAGGGGAUUCAGGUGUGGUUCAGCCUCAGCUUCCUGCUCUACACUCGUCCCGAGAUGGUUGGCACAACUUGGACGUCGGCUGGCAUCGAGCCCCGAUGCGAGGACUUUCCCUAUCACCCUGUGUGCCCACUGGUCCUGCAACCUCUCUGUGGGACUAACGGAGUCACUUUCACCAGCCUCUGCAACCUGUGCCUCUACAACUGGGGAACUGGCUUCAAGAUUAAAAUUCUUCAUGAAGGUGUGUGUGACUUGGUGACCGGCCCCACAGAACUAAGAAUAAAGAAGACAAAAAUAUAA
This is a messenger RNA of Pristis pectinata (smalltooth sawfish), 402 nucleotides long. Its product is annotated as trypsin inhibitor ClTI-1-like. The record is from RefSeq and is a predicted model, not a curated record. The transcript is spliced from 4 exons. Gene Ontology annotation, molecular function: protein binding. Lineage: Eukaryota; Metazoa; Chordata; Chondrichthyes; Rhinopristiformes; Pristidae. Bases 103 to 402 code for a protein of 99 amino acids.